UUUUCCUUCAUCAGUUUUUCCUUAUCUAAUGGUAGAAAAAUUAAAUUUUUUCCUCUAAAAACGUCGUUUCUGUCUUAUGCUGUGGUUGUCCUUGCAAUUCAAUGGUUGGAGGAUAACGUCUGUCCUCAGUCAUUACACAGUAAGCCCAAUUGUUUACUAUUUUCAAACAAACAUUUUUCAUUACUAUACAGGUAAAGUCUUGCAGUUUGAUUUUCAAAUAUUAUAUCAUAAGGUAUCUAUAAUUAAGGAUCUGUUGUGAAAUAUUCCCUAUGUAUCUACUAGAACUAAUGCAAAUAACUACAUAAGGUAGUAUAACAAUACGUUUGUUAUAUAAUUUAAGUUAAAUGUUUAAAUUAUGUAUGUAUUCGUACAGUAUUAUACUUUUCAUUUAGAAAAUCAGUUGCUAUAUUUCCUGAAAAUUUAAAAAAAAAAUUGUCUUUACUUUGUAGCAUGCCUAGGUUAAUACAUAAUAUAUCAAGAUUUAACGAAAAUUUAAUGAUUUUUAAACUUAGUACUAUUUUAAUUAUUUACUUACUAAAACUGUAAUGUAUUAAAUAAUACUAAAGGUUUUAAUAAUAUAAGUCUUAAACUUUCUACAGAAUUGAUUUACUUAAUAUUUAAAUUAUAUAUUUUAUUGUAUCUUAUUAAAAAUAAAAAUAGUUCAUUGUUUAAAAUUAAUGCUUUUAUUAAGUCAAUUAUUAAUUCUCUAAAACAAAUUUAUAAACAUAAUAGUAAAACAAAACAAAUUGAAUUAUAAAACACUCAUAUGAGAGGUUAGGAUUGAUUAGUAAUAACAAAUUCAUUUCAAAUUUAAAUUUAAUUAAUUAACCCACAUAGGCUUAAUAUAAAAUAAACUAAUUUAAUAACUAUCUACUAAAUUUACUUGUUUUAUGUAGCUAUUCAAUAAAACUUAAUUGUAUUGAUUCAAUCUGAUAAAAAUAUAAACAAAAUGUACUUAUUUUAGAUUUGAGCGGAGCAAGGAAUUUAUUGGUUUUACAACGUUUUUUUUUAUUUGUGAACAACUUUUCUACCAGCAAUUUUCAAGUGUAGCGCCUUUUCUGAAAUGAAAUUUGACUGAGGUGGUACUGUAAGAGGUCAUAUCUAUUUUCACAAUUAUUUUCAUAGUGGAAAAAAAUUGGGAAAUUUACAAAAUCUAUUAUUUUAAAAUAUUAAAUAUCCCUGCCUUUUAAAACUUGUAUAACUGAACUCUGCUCAGAAUCGUUUUUUGUUAGCAAUGAUUAAUUGUCGCAUACAGAUGAUAUUUAUUAAAUUUCCCUUCUACCUUACUAACUUAUCAUCUACAACAGUAGCCCACUUAUCCUGCAAAAUAUGUCCAUUUGUUUUUUUUUUUGGUUUUUUUUAUAAAAUUUAAUUUGGUUAAAUAUGAUUGUGGAUUUUAUAAAUUACUAUAAUAUUACUGUUGAAUUAAUAAAAAAAAUUUAAAAUAAAUGCAUGAGUGACCUCAUUUAAUGUUUUAUUAGUUAGGUAAUAAUCAAAUAUUUAUGUUUUUAUUAAGUAUAGUUUGUGCUAAAUAUAUAUGUUGAUAAUGAUUGUAUUGAAUUACCUCUAAAUAAUUUUGAAAAUAUAUUUAAUAUUCAAUAUAGUUGGUAUAAUAUCUGAUCAUUGUAAUUUGCUUGUAAUUAAAAAAAUAAAAUAAGUUCAUCAAUUUAUAGAUAGGUACUUCAAAUAAUUAUACUAUUUAGAAUAGUUCUAUAAUUUCUAUACUUAAAUAUUAUUCAAUCAAUAUUAUAAUUGUUUUUGUUAUGUUUAUGCUGUUUUAUUUUAUAUACAGAAGGCAAAUAAAAGCAGUAAUUUUGUGAUAUUUUAAAUACUCAAGCAUUAUUAGAAAUAUGAGUACCUACAUACGUUUAGUUAAACAAAUUACUGAAUAAACAUUUAUUGAAUUAAACAAUGUACCUAUAUGUUUAGGUAUAUAUAAUAUUGUGAUUGGUUUAUGAUUCAUAUAUUCAUAAUAUUGUAUCAAAUUUAAGACAAAUAAUUAAUCAAAAUUAAGUGUUAUUAAUAAUAAACAUUUAUCUAGUUAAAAAAUCGUUUUUAUCUGAAAUGAAAUUAGAUUAUUUGUCGAGUGAAAUUAUUACUAUAUUAUACUACUUAUUAAAUAUUUAAUAGUUUUAUAAAUAUUAAUACACCCUUUUUCUAGUAAAAAAAUAAAUAAAUAAUUAUUAGAACAAUAUAUGUACCUAUAAACCAUACCUACUAGUAUAUGAUUGUAAGAAACCUUAACUUCAGAAUAAAGUUUAAUGAAUAAUAUAAUCUUAAUGUAUAUGUAAUAUUUAUUUUUAAGUAUUUUAGUAGUGACUCAUUGUCUGGAUAAAGUAUUCAUUGUGCAUCAUAUGUAUACUUUCACUUUUAUUUGUAUUUAUUAAACUGUGUGUACUGUGUAUAAUAUAUACAAUAUUAUGUUAUAUGUUCAAUUUAAAUAAUCUUAAAAAUAUUUUAUAUACUAAAAUGUCAAUUUUAAUAUUGUAUUAUUUGAUGUCCAUAUUGUAAUUUAUUAAUGCAAUUGUUAAAUUUAAAAAUAUAUAUAUUAUAUAAAAAUGUUAUUUCUAUAGCAUUUUAACACUAAUAAAAAUAUUUAAAUUACUGCUUAAACUUUUAUGUUAUUUUCGAUGGUGUUAUUGAGUGCAUCUGUUGUAAUUUUCUUUUGCUUUUUAAUUUUAAUUAAUUAUACUGCAUGGCCAUUGUAUAGAUUUGGCCUACCCAUCAUCUGGUUAAAAAUAACUUUUUCAGACGUAUAUAAGUAUAAUAUGUAUAUUUUUUUUUAACAGUGAUGUUAAAUAAUUCUUGGUCGUAUCAAUGUUUUAUUUUAUUGCUUUAUAAACAAAAGUUUCUCUAUAUUUCCAUAAAAACGACAUUAUUUAUUUUUUAAAUUCAACAAAUUUACAAUAUUUUAUAUUAUUUAUUACCUAUGAAAACAUUGACAGUUUUAUUAAUUGGUAGUUUAUGAAUUUACAUUAUAUAUAUUUAGUUUAAUGAAGUGAACAAAACUAUAAAUAAAAUAACAAGCUUUUUUUAGAAAAAUAACAUUGAGUGUACAAAAAAAACCGUCUUACAUAUUAUUGUAGUUCAACAUUCUAGAUCAAAUGUUUUUCCAUACAUACAAAUGAGAACAAAUUUAAUAGAAAUACUGAGAGUAAUAUGAAAUACUUACAACCUAGGCUUUUUUUAUUUUUUUUUUGUACUUUCAAUAUUUUUUGUCUAAUCUAAGCUUGUUUUUUUUUUUUAUAAAUAUUUUUAUUUUAUUAGUUUAAACAAAAUAACCCUAUGUUUUAUUAUCAUACCUUUUUGAAUUUCCACAUACAAUUGUGACAUAACUAGGUCAUAGUGCUAAUUAUGUCCCCAUAAUUUUUAUUUUUUUUUUGUCCAGAAUGUACUGUAUUCAUAUCUGUCCUGUAGAUUUUAGCUUUGUAUCUUAUAUACAUAUAACUUAAUUUUCAAAUAUAAAAUUUGACUCUAAUAAAUAACCGCCAUUGAAAUUAAUAAAAUAGUCUUCUAAAUAAUAUUAUUACUUGUUUUCAGAAUAGUAACUACUCAAUUUAUGCAAAUAAUAUGAUAUAAUCGAAUUCACUCAUACCUCCAAGUUAUUUCCAAAUAAAGAAGAUGAAAAGACAGUUUUUUAAAGUUAAGCAGUUUGCUGACCAAACAUUUUCUAGGUAUAAUACCUCUUAAAUUGUGUUUCAUUUAUAGAUUACUAUAACAAAUCUUUUUUUAAUAUUAUAUUCAAAAGGUCUGGUAAAACUGAAGCUCUUUCUGAUACAUUACAAAUAGCAGAAAAGCGAGUGGAGUUCAUAAAGAAUGCCUGUCAUAAUACCACAAAAAAAUUAGUAGCCACAUUAGUAUCACCUGGUCUUGGUCAUGAUCCUCCUGCACGUGAAAAACGUUUAGUAAGUAACAUAUCUGUUUAAAAAUUAUUCUUAGUGAUGUAAUUUUGAAUUUUUCAGAAAAAAAUGCCAGACUAUUUGCUAGCCAUGGCAAUGCUCGAUAAUGGUACCUGUGAGGAAGAUAAUUUAUUAAGGUAAAACAUUGUCUAUUUUAUUGUUGGUAAUAAACUAAAAAUGGAUGACGGAUUUAAAAGUGAGCGUAGGUUGUAAUCCCAUCAAAUAAUUUACUAUCACUUCAAUUUUAUUUUAAAAUGUAUUUAUAUUUUAGUAAUAUUAAAUAUUAAUAUAUCUUUAGUUCUACAAGAAUUCAACCUUAAAUUUAUUUAUGUACCUAUAAUGUAAACCCAAUUUACUUCUGUAUCUAAAUAAAUAAAAAUAUAUUGAAAUUGUAUACAAUUUUAAUUAUUUUUCAGACAAGUAUUAGUGGAAUGUAGUAAAGUACAAAUAUGUUUAGCUAACGCUGGUGUUGAUUAUGAAUCACGCAUUGAACAAACUGUUCUUAAUAAACUACAGCAAGUUAUUGAUGUAGAUGUACCAAAUAUUAUAAAGCAAAAACGUUUACUGACAAAAUUAGUUCUUGAUAUGGAUUUAGCUAAAGCAAAGUAAAUUUAUAUUUUUUUAUGUUAGAAUUCAAUUUUAAUAAAGUAUUUCUCAUCUGCUCAUUUGUUUACAAUUAUUAUGUUUUGUUUUUUGAAGGUAUCAUACAGCUUUGAAAAAUUCAAAUUCCGGUAGUUCCCAUACAAGUAAAGUAGACACAGUUAAAGAAGAAUUAGAAGAUAUAGAACUGAAAGUUGAACAGUGCAGAGUAUGAUAUUCAAACUAUUUAUAAUUGGUUUCUAUAAUAGAUAUUUUUUUUCAAUUUAGGAUUCUUUAGCAUCAGAAAUUUUUCAAUUAAUAUCAAGAGAAGCAGAAUUUUCUUCUGUUCUUAUAGAAUUAGUAAAACAUCAACGUUCAUACCACCAAACUGCACUGGCUGUUUUAGAUGAUAUAGUUCCUGAAUUAGAGACUGUUAUUGGUAUUUUAUAUAAUUUUAUUAUUAGCUAUCAAUAAUACCAUUUGAUUUCUAUGUAGAUUGUAACCCUACUAAGCCAGUUUUUUGUCAAAAACUUGAAGACCAUUUAAGAGUUACUGGUAGACGGAUAGCCUAUCCAAUUGAAUUAUGUAUUUGUGCUUUAUUGGAAAUGGGAGUGGAAGAAGAAGGAUUAUUCCGAAUUGCUGCUGGUGCUUCUAAAGUGCGUUGCAUGAAGCUUAGAUUAGAUUCUAACUGUUUAGAUUUAGAAUCUGCUGUAGAAUGCAGAGAUCCUCAUAUAUUAGCUGGAGUUUUAAAGUCUUAUUUGAGACAGUUACCAGAACCCCUAUUAACACAUCAUUUAUAUGAAGAAUGGAUGGCUGCAGCUAAGUGUGUAUAUAAAUUGUUUUAGAUAUAAUAUACUUUAUUUUGUUUUUGUUUUUACUAUUAAUGAUAAUUUUGUUUAGACUACAAACUAGUGAAAGUAGACUUCAAGCAACCUUGAAUGUUGUUCAAAAGUUACCUCAAUCAAAUUUAUAUAACUUACGUUAUAUUAUUAAAUUUUUGGCUUUGUUGACCAAACAUCAAGAUGUUAACAAAAUGAGUCCACAAAAUUUGGCUAUUGUUAUUGCACCAAAUCUUUUAUGGACACCUGAAGAUAAAAGUGAUAAUAUAGGGUAAGGAUUUGUAUGUAACAAAUAAUUUAUUGUAUUAAUAUUGUUAAAAUUAAAUGUUAUUCCUUCAACUAGAUUGAAUGCAGCUGGGUAUCAUAACAUAAUUGUAGACUGUCUAAUUUCCCAUUCAGAUUGGAUAUUUCCUGGAGGUAAGAAUACAUAUUAAUUUAUUAAAUUUUGAUUAUUUAUUAAUAAUCGAGUUAUAUGAUUUACAGAAGAAGAAUUUUAUGUCACAUUAAAGGCAUUGGACAUAAAUGAUUUUAAUGGUCAUAAAAGAUCAAGUAGUGGAGAUACGCAUUUGAUCUCUACAAAUGAAGCACCUCUUGACACAAAUUUGAAACGAAGUAGAUCUAGUACUAAUAUAACUGAUAUGAGGUAUUUACUAUAUAGUAUUAAUUAUAUUUACUUAUGUUUUAAUUUUUAUUAAUUUUAGUAAAAUAUUAAUUUUAUUAAAUUUAUAAUUAAAUAAACAAUUAGAAAUCAUUAGAAGAAUUUUUUUAAACUACUAACAAAUUUUUAAUACUUUUAGUCCCCCCUCAGAGAGCCCUAAACCACACACCAGAGGUCGUAAAAGUAAACCAGCUCCUGUUCCACCAUCACCAACAAUUAAAACUAAUAAUGCCAAUAAUAUAUUUGAAAAUCCUGUGGUUACUAUUAAAGACCAAGAUAAAGCAAACUGUGAUAAACCUCCGCCUGGUUCCUUGUCGAAACCUAGUCAAACCUCUGAAUCUCUUCGAGAAAAGUUACCAGCUGUUGAUUCAGGUUCAUUAAAACGUCCUGUUAAGCCGGCUGUUGCGCCACGCACAAUACUUGAAACAUCUGAUGAUACAGUUCUCCGUAAACCUGCAAUACCUGAACGACCAGCAUCUUUACAAAGACCAUUAAGUUCAUCAUUUAGAAGUCUUCGAGUAUUGACUGAUAUUCCUAAUGAUAAAACUGAUGUAAUUAUAAUUAAUAUUUAUCAAUAAUAUUUAAGUAGAUAUUCAUUUCUAACAAAAAAAAUUGUAGGUGGAUCGAGGAGGACCUAUGUUGGAAAGAGCACACUUAUAUACUGUAUCUAAACAACAAGUUUCAUUAAUACAAGUUGGUGAUCAGUGUGAUGAUAAAGAAAUCGACCAAAAUCCACAUAUUGGUAAGUAUUAUGUUUAAUAAUGAAAAUUAUAGAUAAUAUACAAUCAAUCUGUCGAUACCUACAUAUGUCUAAUACUUAUCUAACCUCUAGUUAAGUUAAUCUUCAUUUCAAAUAAUACAAUAAUUUCAGUAUAGAUUUUAAAUUCACUGUACACAAUUAUUGGACAUAGUAGAUUGAUUAUCUAAUUUAAUUAACUAUAAUAUACAUCACAAAAUCAAUAAUUGGAUACCUAUAUUUAAGAUUUUAUUGAAGCAUAUUCGAACCAAGAAAGUCCAAAUGAUGACAACGACGUUUAUAAAAGUCCAAAUUUUUCUAGUCACCGUCGAACACUUUCUGAUGCCCAAACAACAGGUUGAUAAUAAUCUAAUAAUAGCUGUUAACUAUUAAAAAAUCAAUUUAAUUUAUGAUCUGGCAUUAAUUAUAGGACAAUUGCCAGCAUCUUUAAAAACACCAACGAGAACUCAACGGCCUAUACCUCCACCACCUCCGCCACCGGUUAGUUAUGUAAAAAAAGAACAUGAAAGUACAGAUUUAUAGUGAUAGAAAGUAAAUUUAUGUUUUGUUUCAUUUUUAAUACAUUGACCAAAGAAACAGUUUGGGUAAAGAGCUCAAUUUAAGUGACAAGAGAAGCAUUUAAUAAUAUCCAUUUUGUGACCUUUGUCUACCAUUAUUUAUUUAUUUAUUAAUUAAUUUAUAUUUUUUGUUAACUUGAAAUAUUUUAUCUUAUAUAUAUAUUUUUAAUAUAAAUAUUAUUAAAUGAUGUGAAUUACUAUCGCAACAAAAUGUUACUUUAGAUAAAAGAAAUGUUGUUUACCUAUCAACAGAUUAUAAUUUAUUACCUUAUCAUUAUGUAAAUGUACACUUGUAUACUCUCAUACACUAUUCAUAUAUUUUUUUUACUUAACAUAAUAUAUUAUUAUAACUUUAAAUUUUUAUAAAUUGUUAAACUCAGGGUAAAUUAUUAAACAAACAUUGAAAGCUGAUAUUUGUACAAUUCAGUUAUUUUGAGUUUCAUUUUUCAUUUGUUUUUAUUGAAUUUUCCUAGGAAAUAAAUUCUAUUACGUCUGUUUUUCCCAAUAAUUUUGGGCACUUUACAGCUCACUGGACCAAACUCAGGAAUUAGAUUUUUUUUUUUAUAAGUGAAUUCAGUGAUAAAAUUUUGGUUGAAUAUCAAUUUGAACUUUAUCGUGUUGAGAAAGAAGGGUGUUCCCCACCAAAUAAAGCCAAGGAAAUAAAACUUUGUUUAUGCGUAAUAUCAAGCAUUCUCUUGCCUUUUAGAGAUUUCGAACUUCAAUACUCACCACUAAUUAUAUAACUCCUACUACUUUACCUAUUUGGAUGAAUUCUAUUCUGUUAAAUUCCUUAUACCUAUCCUUAUUAACUCAAAGAUUGUGGGAUAAUUUGUAUACUUGAAAGAAGGGUAUGACCAUAAAAUAAUACAAUAAAUGGAGGUAUAUGUAGCUAAUGGGGGUUUCUAGUAAAACAUAUCUUAAAUAAAUUCAAACUUAAUUAUUAAUACCAGUAAGUAACUCUUGCAACCAAAAUUAUUUAAGAAGUAUUAAAACAGCAACAAGCUAACUGGUGACGAAGCUCUGCUACUCGUAGGUUGUUUUUCAUAUCAUUGUAUACUAAAUUAAAGAUUUUUAUUUUUAUAAGAUAAAUAAAUCUUUUUGAAUGACUG
Messenger RNA from Cinara cedri, 8398 nucleotides. The record is from the annotation of a GenBank genome assembly. Lineage: Eukaryota; Metazoa; Arthropoda; Insecta; Hemiptera; Aphididae.